AUGGCGAGCUUCAUUCCCUCCUGGUCAUUCCUCGUUCUACUCCUGGCUUUCAUCUCACUCUUCUCCAGAAUCUCGAUUUCCGAAGCUAAAUCAUCCUUCUCGUUCACGGGUUUGGAUAAAAACGCGAGCUUUGCGUCCGACGACAUUGCCCUGUACGGCGAAGCAAAGCUCGUCGACGGCGGAUCUUCGAUUCAGCUGACUGACUCAAUGAGUCACGGUGGUGGGCGAAUCGUCUACAAGAAACCCAUCGAGUCCGUCAACACUGAAUCCGAGUAUUUCACGGGAUUCUCUACUGUUUUCUCUUUCUCGAUGUCUCCUGGUCGUGGUGGGAGAUUCGGGUUUGUCAUGUUUCCUGCUAACGGAACAUUUGAUCACUCUUUCUUCCAAGUUAACUUCGACAUUUCUGAAAAUUUCACCAAGUUUGGAGUUUCGAAUGUCACGGUGAUUUUCGAUGGUACUACGGUUUCUGAGAAGAUGAGCAAUCUCACGGUUGCAGACUCGGGGAAGGAGAGUUUGUUGGUGUACGCUUGGAUUAAUUACCAAGUGAGUGGCAAGUUUCUAGAAGUUCGGCUAAGCAAAACAGAACCCUACAAAUCUGCUGAUUCUCUGUUCAUUUCUCGGAUUGAUUUGCUGAAGGACGAGGAUGAGUUCAUGGUGGGUAUCAAGUCGUAUAGCGGGAACUUUAAUCUCCAUUCUUGGAGAUUAGGAGCGAGAUUCUUGCAUAGGUAUAUGCACUCUUAUGCGGCGCUUCUUGAGUCAAAGCGUAGAGGGGAGGAGGAGGCAGAGAGGAGGAGAAGAGAGAGGAUGUGGGGAACUGUGACUUGCUUCGUCAUGACCUUUGGAUCUACAGGGCUUGUAUUCUUUGCCGUGAUGCAUAUAUGGGCAGCUUUCAAAAGAAACAAUCUCGUGAUGGUGACGCCGGAGGAAUGUGGGCUCAAGACAAAGGAGUUUGAGUACGAGAAGAUGGAUAAAAUGGAAGUUGUGAUCAGUAAAGCUGAGGCGCAACAAGAAAAGAAGUGA
Molecule: messenger RNA, 1020 nt
Organism: Thlaspi arvense
Lineage: Eukaryota; Viridiplantae; Streptophyta; Magnoliopsida; Brassicales; Brassicaceae
Source: the annotation of a GenBank genome assembly